Microcebus murinus (gray mouse lemur) is the source of this 9114-nucleotide messenger RNA. RefSeq names its product zinc finger CCCH-type containing 13 (gene ZC3H13). The record is from RefSeq and is a predicted model, not a curated record. Gene Ontology annotation, molecular function: metal ion binding. Lineage: Eukaryota; Metazoa; Chordata; Mammalia; Primates; Cheirogaleidae. Gene Ontology annotation, cellular component: nuclear speck.
GAGUGCUAGGAUAACAGGCGUGAGCUACCGCGCUCGGCCUUAAAUUCACUUUUGAUUGGGAAUUUUAGUUGUCUCUGACUCCCAAUUUACCCUCCUGGGAUCUCUUGCAAUGAAUGCACAGACUUGCUGAUUUCCACCGCCCGCCACACUCACUCCUCAGAGUCUACGUUACGCCCAGAGGGCGUGUCCGCGAAGGGGCGGUGCCUGGCGCUGACGACUAAUCUGGCCGCCGGAAGCUGCCUAGGUCCAGAGAGGAACAGGGCAAACCCCGACUUCCGGCGGCAUUUUGAGGCGAAACUCUUAGCGGCCUGAUAGUGUUUUUUUCGUCUUGUUUUAUUCUACAGUUUUCGUUCUUUUUCUUCCUACGUGCUAGUCUCGCCUGACCCUGGCGAAACAGCGGGCGGGUUCCGCUUCUCGCCUGUCUCGGGGGCCCUUCGCUAGCCGAGGGCCGGUUCCCGGGAGCCGCGCGCGCACCUCCUUCUCGUCGUCGUCCUCCCCGGGCCAGGCGCGGGGACAGAGAGUGGCCUCCCCCGCUCCUCGGAGCGGAGGCGGCGGUGGUGCCUCCGGGCUGCGCUUGUCAAGGGAGCUUGAGGAGGAGUAGUACAAAAUGUCAAAAAUUAGAAGGAAGGUCACAGUGGAAAAUACCAAGACCAUAUCUGAUAGCACAUCCCGAAGACCCAGUGUGUUUGAGAGGCUUGGACCCAGCACUGGCAGUACAGCAGAGACACAGUGCCGUAACUGGCUGAAGACUGGCAACUGCCUCUAUGGAAACACAUGUAGAUUCGUACAUGGCCCUUCACCUCGUGGUAAAGGUUAUAGCAGCAAUUAUAGAAGGUCACCAGAAAGACCUACAGGGGAUCUUAGAGAAAGAAUGAAGAACAAGCGCCAAGAUGUGGACUCUGAGCCUCAGAAAAGAAAUACAGAGGAGUCAUCCUCACCUGUUAGGAAAGAAUCUUCAAGAGGGAGACAUAGGGAAAAGGAAGACAUAAAAAUCACUAAGGAGAGAACUCCAGAAAGUGAAGAAGAAAAUGUAGAAUGGGAAACUAAUAGAGAUGAUUCUGACAAUGGAGAUAUUAAUUAUGAUUAUGUUCAUGAAUUGUCAUUGGAAAUGAAGCGUCAGAAGAUACAGAGGGAAUUAAUGAAGUUGGAGCAAGAAAACAUGGAGAAGAGAGAAGAAAUUAUCAUUAAAAAGGAGGUUUCACCAGAUGUGGUUAGAUCAAAAUUGUCUCCAUCACCUUCUUUAAGAAAGUCUAGCAAAUCACCAAAGCGAAAAUCAAGCCCCAAGUCAUCUUCAGCUAGCAAGAAAGACAGGAAGACAUCUGCAGUAUCUUCUCCCCUGUUGGACCAGCAGAGGAAUUCAAAAAGCAACCAAAGUAAAAAGAAAGGACCACGCACUCCAAGUCCACCCCCUCCUAUACCAGAAGAUAUUGCUCUGGGGAAAAAAUACAAAGAAAAGUAUAAAGUAAAAGACAGGAUAGAAGAAAAACCAAGAGAUGGAAAGGAAAGAGGACGAGAUUUUGAAAGACAAAGAGAAAAAAGAGACAAGCCGAGGUCUACUUCCCCAACAGGACAGCAUCAUUCUCCUAUAUCUUCUAGGCAUCACUCAUCUUCCUCUCAAUCGGGAUCAUCUAUUCAAAGACAUUCUCCUUCACCUCGUCGAAAAAGAACUCCUUCACCGUCUUAUCAGCGGACACUAACUCCACCUUUACGACGUUCCGCUUCUCCUUAUCCUUCACAUUCUUUGUCUUCUCCUCAGAGAAAGCAAAGUCCUCCAAGACAUCGCUCCCCAAUGCGAGAGAAAGGGAGACACGAUCAUGAACGAAGUUCACAGUCUCAUGAUCGGCGUCAUGAAAGGAGGGAAGAGACAAGAGGCAAACGGGAUAGAGACAAGGAUACAAGAGAAGAACGAGAGUAUGAACAGGAUCAGAGCUCUUCUAGAGACCACAGAGAUGACAGAGAACCUCGAGACAGUCGGGAUCGGAGAGACACCAGAGAUACUAGAGACCGAAGGGAAUUAAGAGACUCCAGAGACAUGCGGGACUCCAGGGAGAUGAGGGAUUAUAGCAGAGAUACCAAAGAGAGCCGUGAUCCCAGAGAUUCUCGUUCCACUCGUGAUGUCCAUGACUACAGGGAUCGUGACAGUCGAGAUGCUCAUCGAAAGGAGGAUAUGUAUCUGGAAGAAUCCCGUAGUUAUGGCAGAAACCAUUUGAGAGAAGAAAGUUCUCGUACUGAAAUAAGAAAUGAGUCUCGAAGUGAAAUUAGAAAUGACCGGAUGGGCAGAAGUAGGGGGAGAGGUCCUGAGUUGCCUGAAAAGGGAAGUCGAGGCACAAGAGGUUCUCAAAUUGAGAGUCACAGUAGUAGUAGCAACUAUCAUGACAGCUGGGAAACUCGAAGUAGCUAUCCUGAAAGAGACAGAUACCCUGAAAGAGACAGCAGAGAUCAAGCAAGGGAUUCUUCCUUUGAGAGAAGACCUGGAGAGAGAGACCGUCGUGACAACAGAGAGAGAGCUUCUAUGUUCUACACCUCCUGCUGCCCCUAUCCUUUGCCACCAGUGUUCUCAGGUCCUGCUGGGGGGACAGAGAAGAUCAGAGAUCAAAGACCAAGCUCACCAAUUCGACAUCAGGGAAGGAAUGACGAGCUUGAGCGUGAUGAAAGAAGAGAGGAACGAAGAGUAGACAGAGUGGAUGAUAGAAGAGAUGAAAGGACUAGAGACAGAGAUCGGGAACGAGAAAGAGACAGGGAGCGGGAGAGAGAAAGGGAACGUGAACGGGAUCGGGAAAGAGAAAAAGAAAGAGAACUAGAAAGAGAGCGUGCUAGGGAACGGGAGAGAGAAAGAGAAAGAGAAAAAGAGAGAGACCGUGAAAGAGAGAGAGAUCGUGACCAUGAUCGAGAGCGAGAAAGAGAGAGGGAACGAGAUAGGGAGAAAGAGCGGGAGCGAGAGAGAGAAGAAAGGGAAAGAGAGAGAGAACGAGAACGGGAGAGAGAAAGAGAGCGAGAACGAGAGCGAGAGAGAGCGAGAGAAAGGGAUAAAGAACGAGAACGUCAAAGAGAUUGGGAAGACAAAGACAAAGGACGAGAUGACCGCAGAGAAAAGCGAGAAGAUAUUCGAGAAGACAGAAAUCCAAGAGAUGGACAUGAUGAGAGAAAAUCAAAGAAGCGCUACAGAAAUGAAGGGAGUCCCAGCCCUAGGCAGUCACCGAAGCGUCGGCGUGAACAUUCUCCUGAUAGUGAUGCCUACAACAGCGGGGAUGAUAAAAAUGAAAAACACAGACUCUUGAGUCAGGUUGUACGACCUCAAGAAUCUCGUUCUCUUAGUCCAUCACACCUCACAGAAGAUAGGCAAGGUAGAUGGAAGGGGGAGGAUCGGAAACCAGAGAGGAAAGAAGGUUCAAGGCGCUAUGAAGAACAAGAACUCAAAGAGAAGGUUUCUUCUAUAGAUAAACAGAAAGAGCAAAUGGAAAUCAUGGAAAGCUCAAGAACACGUGCACAGGACUUUAUAGGACACCACCAGUCUGAAGAUCGAGAUACAUCUGAUGGAACUCAUGAUGAAAACAAGAAAAAAGCAAAAAUUCUAAAGAAACCUAUUAAGAAAAAGAAAGAGGAUGAUGUUGGAAUAGAGAGGUGUAACACAGAGACACCAUCUGAAGAUAUUCAAGUGUUUUCACCUAAAAAAGGGCAGAAGAAGAAAAGUGUUGAAAAGAAACGUAGAAGAUCCAAAGGUGAUUCUGAUAUUUCUGAUGAAGAAGCAACCCAGCAAAGUAAGAAGAAAAGAGGCCCACGGACUCCCCCUAUAACAACUAAAGAGGAAUUAGUUGAAAUGGUGAAUGAUAAAGAUGGCUCUCUAGAGGAUACCCUGAAAAAAGAAGAUAUAGCAUUUAGUGACUGGUCUGAUGAGGAUGUGCCUGACCGCACAGAGGUUGCGGAAGCAGAGCAUGCUGCCAGCGCUACUACUCCCGGUAGCACCCCUUCUCCUCUGUCUUCUCUUCUUCCUCCUCCACCUCCUGUGGCCACUGCCACCACUACAGCUGCUCCUGCCACUCUUGCCACUGCUGCUACUGCUACCACCUCCUUCAACACAUCUGCCACCACCAUUUCUAACUCUGCCGCCACCACCAGUUCCGCCAAUGCUACUUUUGCCAAUGAAGACUCACAUAGAAAAUGCCACAGAACACGAGUGGAAAAAGUAGAGGCACCUCAUGUUACUAUAGAAGAUGCACCACAUCGCAAGCCAGUGGAUCAAAAGAGAAGUAGCAGCCUUGGGAGCAAUCGGAGUAAUCGUAGUCAUACAUCUGGCCGUCUACGCUCCCCGUCCAAUGAUUCUGCCCAUAGAAGUGGGGAUGAUCAAAGUGGUCGAAAGAGAGUACUGCACAGUGGCUCGAGAGACAGAGAAAAAACAAAAAGCCUGGAAAUCACCGGCGAGAGAAAAUCUAGGAUCGAUCAGUUAAAGCGUGGAGAACCUAGUCGAAGUACUUCUUCAGAUCGCCAGGAUUCAAGAAGCCAUAGUUCAAGAAGAAGUUCUCCCGAGUCAGAUCGACAGGUCCAUUCUAGAUCUGGGUCAUUUGAUAGCAGAGAGAGGCUUCAAGAACGAGAUCGAUAUGACCAUGAUAGAGAGCGUGAAAGAGAGAGGAGAGACACAAGGCAGAGAGAAUGGGACCGAGAUGCUGAAAAAGAUUGGACUCGGAAUAGAGAUCGCGAUAGACUGCGAGAACGAGACAGAGAACGAGACAAAAGGAGAGACUUGGAUAGGGAAAGAGAGAGACUAAUUCCUGAUUCUCUUGAAAGGGACAGGGACAGAGACAGAGACAGAACUUUUGAGAGUUCUCAAAUAGAGGCUACGAAGCGCAGUGAAAUAAAACUGGAGAGUGAACAUGAGCGAGACCUAGAAGGCACUUCCCGAGACUCUGUAGCUUUGGAUAAAGAAAGAAUAGAUAAAGAUCUGGGAUCUCUGCAGGGAUUUGAAGAUAUAAAUAAAUCUGAGAGAACUGAGAGUUUGGAAGCAGGUGAUGACGAAUCCAAGUUAGAUGAUGCACAUUCAUUGGGCUCUGGUGCUGGAGAAGGAUAUGAGCCAAUCAGUGAUGAUGAACUAGAUGAAAUUCUGGCAGGUGAUGCAGAAAAAAGGGAGGACCAACAGGAUGAAGAAAAGAUGCCAGAUCCCUUAGAUGUGAUCGAUGUGGAUUGGUCUGGUCUUCUGCCAAAGCAUCCAAAAGAACCCAGAGAGCCUGGGGCUGCACUCUUAAAAUUCACACCUGGAGCUGUUAUGCUGAGAGUUGGGAUUUCUAAAAAGUUGGCAGGUUCUGAACUCUUUACCAAAGUCAAAGAAACAUGUCAGAAACUUUUAGAAAAACCCAAAGAUGCAGACAAUCUUUUUGAACAUGAAUUGGGGGCCCUCAACAUGGCUGCGUUACUACGAAAAGAAGAAAGAGCAAGUCUCCUUAGUAAUCUUGGACCAUGUUGUAAGGCAUUAUGCUUCAGACGGGAUUCUGCAAUCCGAAAGCAGCUUGUUAAAAAUGAGAAGGGUACUGUAAAACAAGCAUACACGAAUGCUCCAAUGGUAGACAAUGAAUUAUUACGAUUGAGUCUUCGGUUGUUUAAGCGAAAGACUACUUGCCAUGCCCCAGGACAUGAAAAGACUGAAGAUAAUAAACUUACACAGUCCAGUGUCCAACAGGAACUCUGUGUGUCUUAAGAUUGAAGAUCAGUAUGACAUUUUUGGUACUAUUGUCCUUCAGCAGCACAUAUUCUUCUUAAAAGUUCUUUGGUUUGACAAGCAUUAUUAGUGACAAAGGCAGCAAAAAUUUAUCAGCCAUGCUGAAGGAAGAACUUUGAUCUUUAGAGACACUAGUUUUGGCUAACUUCAGAUUUUACAUCAGUUUUUACAUAGUACUUGAUACUCAUGCAAAAUAAUGUGAAAAUGUCUAGAUUUAGUAGUUUAUUCUGUACCUUUUGUUAAAACUGAAGAUUUUGGAAAAUGAUUGUCACUGCUCUUCCAGCCUACGAGUAUUUUUUAUCAGAUGGAGCCAUUUAUUUAUGUUUUGGAUCAUCCAUACAGAAACUACGAUUUUAUUCAGAAACAAUGCGUUCAUCAAAAUAAUUGCACACGUCGUGCAGCAGCAUGGUGUACAGAACAUUUGAAAGGGAUGCUGGUCUAACAUGGCGUGUUCGCAGGCAAAUCUCCAGCAGGAGAAAGACAGAAUAUUUCUUUUCCUUUUGAAAGUUUUAAAAACUUAUUUCAAGAGUCUUUGUUUUUUUAAAUGUGCAUGCAUUGUUACAUUGUACAGUGUAUAGUGUUUGGAUUCUAAAUGAUUUUUUUGUUUGUUAUCAGAGACUGUGUACUGUUUUUAUUUUUAAUAAAUGUGUCUUUCCUUUCCUUGUUCUAGAUUCCUUUGCUCUUCAUUAAUCUUAUUUCCUUUGCUCUUCAUUAAUCUUAUUCCUGAAGUUCUGAAACAUUUGUCAUCAACAUUACAUGUUUUAGGCUUCAGAUAUUUUACUGCCUUGUGUCCUUAUCGGACAGCUGUAAAUAGUGGGUAAGAGUUGAGGCUAUUAUUUCAAACAUAGCUCAUCAGUAUUUUGAAGCAAACCAAGAGUUAACAAACCUAGGUCACCUAAGGUUCAGUAUCCUACCACCAUAUUUUUCAGAGCGAUAACCUUUGAUUACAUUAAACUGUCCCCAGCCUUACUGUGUGAUACAGAUUUACUUUUUAAAAGUAUAUAUACAUGUUUAGCUCAUGGAGUGCACUCUUAGAAGAAUUUGAAAUGAACUGCAAGCUGCAGAAUUUGUGAGCAAACCAUAGUAGUAAUAAUAAUAAUAAAGGAAACCAAUCAAAAUUCUGAUUUGAACAUGACUCCCACAGGUUUUUGUUAAAACUAUAAGCCUAUGUUACUUGUUUUAGUAGUUUUGUAUCCUGUUCUGUAAAGUUUCUGUUCAUUUCAAGAAAGGUUUAUUGAGUGGUUAAUUUGUACAAGAUGCUUAUCCACCAAAGGAAAUGAUCUUAUUUUCAGAUGACUUUGGUGUUUGUUUGUUUUUUCAAAUGACUUUAAACAGAGCGGGGGAUGGGGGGAACAAAAUGAUAAAAUUUUCCUGAUAUCCUUUUCCUUAACUAAAUGUUUUAAAUAAAGAAAAAAGAAAAUUCUUUAUGACUCCAGAGAAUGAAUACCCUUUAGGAAACCAUUUCCUAAUUAUAGUGGAUAAUAAUUGUUCUUUGUAGCAUAAAGCUUUAAGUCCUGGAACUUCUAAAUCCUAUUUUCCAGAAUUGUAGAAUAUGACAGAAAUGGUUUCCUUAUUUGUCCUCUGAUUUUACGAGUAGUCACUAAUUAUUUAUAGAAUGAAAACUAUAUUGUUAAAUCUGCCAUUUAAUUAAACUUAUUGCCUUGUUAAUUUGGAGUAUCUUUUUGUUAUGUUGCAAAAGAAAAUUUUAGGACUAUUCCUUUGUUCACUUAGUCACAGAUUUCAGAGCUUUAUGUUUCCAGUGCAAAUGUACUGAUAAGUCUCAUUUUUUUUAAUCCAACCAUUCUCAGUAUUAGUGACCAUAUACUCAUAACGUUCUUCCAAAGAAAAAAUUUUAGUUAAAUUUUUCAUAAAAGCUCUUGGACUGUAAUUAAAGUCUCAAUUAAACCAAUAUUCCUGGAGACAUUUUCCAGGGUAUAAAUUAUUUACUAGUACAGUUAAAGGUCUUCUAUCUCAUAACUGAUGGAACAAGUUUGUCCAUUUGCCAUAAUUGCACAACUGGAUUCCAGCUGCUGGUAAUAAUGGUAGAGAAGGGGGGCAAGAGUAUGUCUGGAAUACAUAAUAAAAGAGAGUGUUAACCCAUAAUUAGCUGUUUAUUUUGGCAGCUAUCUUCACCAUAUAGUAAAGGGUUCUGAUAAUACCUAACUUUUUAUUUCACAAAGUGUUGUAAGUAUACCUAAGUAAUAAUACGUUGAAAAUUCUGACCUGUCAUUUCUCUUUACUCUGACCAGUAAAAGCAGAUUAUCUUCCCCAUCCUAUUGUACGCUACAUUAGGAUUUUAUGACUUUAUUAGCCUGGAAAUUUUUGGCAUUGACAGAAUGCCACUUUGGCAUUGACAGAACAUCCCACUUGGUUUCUUACUGUCCAGUUGUGUAAAGCUUAAGGUAUAUACUAUAUUGAUGCUUUUAUUAUUUUUUUUUUUUCUUUUUUGUAACAACUUGGAUGGAAGAUGCUUUUAAACCUCAGAAAAAAGAGGUGACCAUACAUUGAUGGCAGAGCCCACGACUCCAAGUCCAAAAGCACUGUUGCAGCAGUGGCUAUAGUGGCUCUCUGGGCCGCAGAAGCUGGACCUGGCUCGGGCAGGCAGUCUGGGCUGGGACUUCGGUUUGGGUGACCAGGAGGUGCCCAUGGCCUCGCUAGGCACUGGUGAUUUACAAGAUUAAAAUUAACUUGGUUGCUGAUGAGUCUAAACAAAUAGUUUUUUUAUUUGAGGUAUGACAUUUUGAAGACUGAGACAUUGGAGUUUUAUCCUUGAGGAUAAAGGAAAUCUUGGGGAAGGUCUGUAUUUAUAUAACAGAAAUAUGAACUCCCAGACUGAAUCCUUAAAAGGGCCUGUACAACAUGGAAGCAUUUACACCUACUCAGCUAGAAGAGCCUCAAAUGGACUCUACUACCAAGAAAUCAAGAUUCCAAUCCACUAUGGGGAUUUGAGGAAAAUCGAUUAAUGUAAGAGUCCUGUGGUAACAUACAACCAAGACAGGGUUCUUUUAACAUGGAUUCCAUGAAAUGAACGAAGACAUAGGUUUCUUACUGAACACAGAAGGACAGUGGAUUUGAUUUUCUAAAGACUUUUUUGUGUCAUUAAAACAAGUACAUUUUCGACAUUUGGAAAAGAAAAAUGGCACAUUAUGGAUAAUGGUUUGUAUGCUUGGAAUUUUUUGCAGUUUGUUUUGUAUGACUUUGUGGAAUGUUAACUUUAAUAAAAUCUGUAACAUUUAAAAAUACAGCCACCACCUGAACCUCAGCUUGCUAUUUAAAAAUGUGUAUGGACCCCUCCUCCCACUUGCAAGGGGUAUUCCCCUUUACUGAUUGUCCUAGCUAAAAUUAUAUAGCCAUCUUUCUAAGUAUUGCAUUUAAAUUUGAACUUGGACUUGCCUUAUUUUAUUAAC